Volvox carteri f. nagariensis is the source of this 6519-nucleotide messenger RNA. RefSeq lists its product as uncharacterized. The record is from RefSeq and is a predicted model, not a curated record. Bases 1 to 6519 code for a protein of 2172 amino acids. NCBI's taxonomy places the organism in Eukaryota, Viridiplantae, Chlorophyta, Chlorophyceae, Chlamydomonadales, Volvocaceae. The transcript is spliced from 13 exons.
AUGCAGCUUUAUGGAGUCGCAACUGCCGGGGAUCCGGCGCUGCUGUUCUCUCGGCUCGUCAUCGCACGAGGACACAUUCUUGCGGCCGUUUUUGAGGGCCACAUCUCGCCUUCUGCAGCCGAAUACUGCCGCAGCCACUGUUGGGAAGCGUUCGUGCAAGCAACCGCGAGCCGUCAGCAGACCCCCGCGGCAGCGACGUCCCGCCCAGUCCCCAGUUCCUGUGUCCUUGCUGCCUUCUCCUUCUCUUGCGGCUUCACCCUCCACCCACCGCACGGUGCCCUCCGCGCUCUGGACCGGGGCUUCCUCACCUGCUCCAAGCAUUCCCUGGAGUCCCGCCUCUCCAGCGGCUGCAGUGCCACGCUCCUCCACAUCGACCUAGCCACCCGCACCGUCACCACAGCCUCCGUGGGUGCACACGGGGCUGUAGGCCUGGGCAGUAGCACUAGCACUAGCAGCGGUGGCGUUCCGGGGGUAGGCCGCAGCACAGAUGGUGGCGGUGGUGGAGCUGCCGUCACGGUGGCGGCUGAUGCGCCAGCAGCAACAGCAUCAGCAGGGCGGCGGGGAGCCCUGGGAUUCGGCUGCGCCAAGGACCUCCCGGUGCUGGUGGCGGCCUAUGAAAACGCGGCGAACGCGGCAGCGGCGGCAGCGGCGGCAACGGCGGCGGCGGCGGCAGCCCAUGUACACGCCCAGCCUGCGGGCCGCUUCGGCGCCGCCAGCCGCCACCUGCACUGCGGUUGCGAAGUGCGGGUGAGCUCUCGGCCGCUGGCGGCAGGGGACGAGUGCCUGGUGUUGUUGGCGGGUUGCGGCGGGGCUGGCGGCCGUACUGCCAGCGGUGGUCUCGGGGCGCGAGCUGGCGGGAGGGGCAGCAGCGGAGCCGGAGGCGUCGUCGCCGCCGCCGCCGCCGCCAGCAUGAACAGCGGUGCAGGCGGCGAAAGUAACGGCGGCGGCAAUGCCUCGGCCGCACGCAGCGGCGGCGCCGUCGCUAGCGGCGCAACUGGCAGCGGUGCGAUUAGCAGCGGCGGCGCCAGUGGCGGCUUGAUUGGCUCCUCUGCAUUAUUGCCGCUGCCGCUCCCCUGCGCGUGGGCCCCCGCGGGGGCUCUCAGCGCCGCCGACGCCGUAUCUCUCGCGCACGAGCUAGCGGCGGCGGCGGCGGCGUGGCCCCCAGCGGUGAAGGAAGGCGGUCGUGGUGCCAGCAAUGUUGGUGGUGCUACAGCUGCUAACUCUGCAGCGUCAGUGGCGGCGGUACGGCUCUGGGGCCCCGCCAUGGACGACCGCUUCGGAGUCCUGUACGACAGCUACGACGCUGAGGCGACGGCAGUAGCUACCGCCACGCCGACGCCGACGGCGGUCAAUGACUCGUCAGUUGGUGAUCGGAGCGCCAUGGCGGUUGCGUCGUACGCUGUGACUGCAGCGCUCCGAAACCGGGGGGGAUUGGGCGGUCUUGUUCGAGGCAUGGGAGCUUCGGCUCCUCCCGCCACGCCAGCGAGUCUCUCCGCCGCUUGCAUCACGAUCUGGCUGGAUUGGGGGAUAGCGGCGCCGGAAGGGGCCGCUGCCGCUGGCGGCGCCGUCGCCCGUCCGGCCACAUCCAGGAUUGAAAUGCGGCCACCGCCGCCGCCACAGCAACUACCGCGUGCCGCUGCUCGUUGGGACCUCCUUCGCGCUUACUGCCGCUUCGUGGUGGCGAGGCGGCGGCGGAUCAUUGCCAUGUGGCAUGCGCUGGCGGCGGCGGUGGCGGCGGCGGCGCCGCAGCGGCCGUCGCCGUCAGCAGCCGCGCCGUCGCCGCUGGCGCAACAGAUUGCGUCUGUGCUGUCUCUAGGAGCCGGCGGAGCGGGGCAAGCCAGCUUCGAGUCAUGUACGGGUGGUGGUACGGCAACGGUGAUGAAUCGUACCGCGUCGUUUACCUCUCGCCCUCCGGUCAUGAUGGAGUUUGUGGAGGAGUUGCCGACACCGGCGUCGUCGGGGGCCGUCGUCGGUCGUCAUGAUCCUUACGGGGGCAGCGUCAUGGCGGCGGCGUCUGCCGUCACUGCGACGGCGGCGGCGUCUGCCUCCGCGGCCAUCGGCAGCAGCAUGGCCACCGCCGCAGCCAACGCUGCUGCAGCCACUCUCGAUGAAUCUCACACUCACUCGGCUUCCGCCGCCGCGCCGUACGGUAUCAGCGGCCUCGUCAUGGCGCCCAUGGGUAGUACGGAGGACAUGGACGUUGCCGACGGCGACGGCGACGCCGGCGGCUUUUCCGUCGAGGCCUCUACAGCGCAGCCGCCGCCGCCGCCGCCGCUGCUCUCCCAGCGAAGCUUCGUGAUGCCGUAUCCGCUCGGCAAUCGCUCCGUUAUGGCCGCGUUGAGCUUGCGGCCUAGCCAAUCCAUGUCGGACUUGAAUAACCUGGAAGCUAAAGCACGAGCUCAGAGCAUUAACCCUCGUGAGCCUAGCGUGUCUAGGCACGGCAGCGACGGCGGCGCCGCCGCCGCCGUCGCCGCCGCCACCACAAAUGAGUCGACCUCGUGUACCGACCUGGCGGCGCCACACGAGGCGGAAGCGCACUUGCCGUACCACAGGUACUACAGUAACCAGAUGUCGACGUCGUCCGCAGCGUCCACCGCUGGCUUCGGCGCUGGCGCUGGCGGCGGCGGCGGCGGCGGCGCGUCCGGCUCCCAUUUCGACUGGUCACUGGUGAUGACCUCAGUACAACAGAGUUCCGAUUCGCGGUACGAAAACUCGGCGGGGCAUACGCCCAUCCCGUCUACCGCCGCGAACCGAUUCGCCUCAUCUUUAGGUUAUGGCCACGACGGCGUGGCGGCGGCGGCGGCGUCGCACCAGAUGACGUUUGGCGGCGGCGGCGCCGUCGCCGGCGGGCGCAGCCCGGCGGGCGAGUCCCACGCCGUCGUCGGGUCGGGGGGGUACCUAGCCAUCCCUGGCGGCGGCGGCGGCGGCGGCGCCAAUACCCGUCUGCGCCAGAAGUCCUCGGCGCCGCCACCGGGGUCUGUCUCAUUCUCAUCGUACGUCAGUCGUGACGCCCUGAGUGCGGCGUCAGUGGCGGCGGUGGCACCGCCGCCGUCGGUUCGUACGAGCAGCCGCAGCGACUCCGUCGGGAGUGGCGGCCCCAGCGUGGGUCGCGUUGGAGUGGGUUCCCUCCUCCUCCCGAGCUCCUCAGGCUGCUCACUGGACGUGCAACCAACGCCAGGUAUCGUUAUCGGCCGUCGUUCCGCCGGCGACUCUGACGGCGACGACUCAACCUCCCCCGCCGCGGCCGCCAGUGCCGGAGACGCUGAGACGGAAACCGAGCUCAUAAGUGAGGAUCUCCCGCAGUUGCGAAUCGAAUCGACCGCCGAGUUGGCGGCGCUCAUGGCGGAGAUCAUCAUUACGGAUGACGGAGAGGUGGUGCGCGGCGCCGGCGGCGCCGCCAUGCCGCCGCCGUACAACAGCCGCAGCCACGGCCUGCACGUUGGCGGUCUCCACUCACAUAAAGGCAGUCGGUCGCUUAGUCGACAGGGGAGCCGGGGCUGGCAGCCGCGACUUGCGAUCGUACGGGAGGACGCCCGGGAGGCCAACACCAGCACGAGCUGCAGUCAAUUGCUGUUGGCGGAGGGAGUUCGCUUCACUGCCAUUUCCGAGGAGCGGGGCAGCAGCACCUCCCAGCGGGGCCGGCAGCGGCGUCCGCUGGCGCUACAAGAGCUUCAUGCACCCCUUCUGGAGCAGCAGCGGGGGCGGCAGCAGCAGCGGCCGUGUGAUGCGGAUUGGCUUCGGACGACCCCGUCUGCGACGACGGUGAUUGACGCUGGCGUUACGGCAUUCACGACAGUUGCGGCCACGGAUGUCGGCGUCGGCGUCGACGGCGAGGGCGCGUCAUCGCGGAAUCCGUUGCCACUGCGCCAGGAGCAGGAACGGGUUGCAGUUACGGCGGCGGCGGCGGCGGCGGCAGCGAGCUCCGCCGACGUAGCGACUCGUACAACCACGAAGCUGCCACUCUCAGCGGCGGCGGCGCCGCCGCCGCCGCUCCCGUCGGAGCUUCCCAGUACUGGACUUGCGGACGUUCUGGAUGACCUUCGUCCCUCCUUGGAGAGCCACGGCCUGACGGAGAAGGACGCCGCCGCCGCCCCCUCCCGUACAGACGUUGCUGCGGGAGCGGUGGCUAGCUUGCUGCGCAUCACGACAUCACCUUCGGUUGCACGGUACCGCGACGUUCAGUACACCAGAGAGCCUGCCGUACCAGUCGCAGCGGCGGCGGUGGCGGCGGCUGCAGUAGAGCGUAUUUCAACUCCGACUUCCGUUCUCGGACCCCAUUGGUCGAUUAAUGAGCUGGCUACAGGUGAUGGUUUCGGAGAAGACGUGGAUUGUGCCGUACGCGAUACAGGCGCCGCCGCUGUCGCCGGCGGCGGGUGGCAGCGUCAAUCGCCCUAUCAGCUACGGUCGUACAGGACCGCAGCGGCGGCGACGAGGUCUGAUGCCACUGCCGCCGCCGCCGCCGCGGCCGCCGCCGCGCUCUCUGCCCUGGAGUCCUUCCAUGAAGCCGCUUCGGCUGGCGGCUAUCCCGACGACGCCGACGCGGCGGCGGCCUUCCAGUCCGCGACGUUUCAAAUGGUGGGUCGAGCCCGUAGCGCGUCCGUUAGUCGUUCCGCAGGUCUUUCCAACCACCGCAACCACCACCAAAGCAGCUUUCCAUUUCAGUCCUUGCAUCAUGUCCAGCAUCGCCAGCGUCAACACAGCGCAUGCCAGUACACCAGCGUCGACGCCGCUAGUGCCGACGGCGACGGCGACGACGACGGCGGUGACGAUGUUCCAGUUUCGUGUCAAACCACCGCUCCCCAGCUUCCCGUCCUCGGACCCCCGUCGGGCGAUGAGCAUCACUCCAUCCCAAGCCAUCCCGCCGCCGCUCGCCGUACACGUCGCUUGUACGGCCUGUCGGAAGCAGUGCCGCCGCUGUCGGCGGGCUCUGCUGCGCGGUCGUGCUGUUCCGCGGCGGCAGCGACAGCGUCGGCAACCACAGCUGCAGCGGCGGCGUACGACACCAGCGGCGCCGCUGCGAAUACGGUCACCACGAUUGACCGGUCGUGGUCUAUGGGUAGCGGCAGCGGCCCGUUGUACAGCUUGCUGCAGUCCACGUUGUCCAAGGGAUCUAUCACCGCCGCCACCACAUCGACGGCGAUUCCGACGCCGGCCUGCGACUCAGCCCAAUGUUCCGGAACUCGAUUGCCGAUUGUUCGCCCGCUGUCGCCGCCGCCGCUGUCGCCGCUGCAGGCCUCGUCGGCAGCGGCGCCGCUGUCUUCACCGCAAUCGCCGGCGUCAGCGGGUGCCGCUGCGAGUAGUACGGCAGGACCAUCGCGCGUCGGCGUGCCUUGCACACAGCCUGAGUCCGGCGGCGGCGGCGGCGGCGGUCACAGCCGACGGCCAAGCCUCCUUCUCGCCGCCGAUACCGACGCCGACGCCGUCGUGGUGUCGUCUUCCGCGGCGGCGGUGGCCGGAUUGCUGCCGUCACUCCCCGCGGAUUGUGCGUCGAGCUCCAGACUGGAGGGGUCGGCGUCCUUCUCCGUGACGUUGCAUGCCCCACGAUUUUCGGACUGGGAGCCUCAAGGGGCUGGCGCUGCCGCCAUUGCCUCCGGCGUCAGCGUCGGCAUCGGCGUCAACUCCAGCGGCAGCGUAGCUACUGUUACCGCGUCCCCGGUUCCUGGGUUUGGCUUCCGCAUCGACAUCCCGCCCGCCACGGCGGCGGCAGCUGGCGGCGGCGGAACGCAGUCCGCCGCGUUGAUGAGAACAUUUGGAGGCGUAAUGUACGGCACGUACGGCGCCAUUGCAGGGCCGUCCAAUAACGCCAUCGGCGAGGCAGCGAGUGCGUACGACGACGGCGCCGUCACGAACCGCUCCAGUAACAUCUCUCGUUCCGACGCAAGCGUGUGGAAUAGUACGAGCGCUUGGACGACAAGUACGGGCCGUACGACGGACACGAUGAUGAGUAAUCGGCGGGUGCUAGCCAGCAAUGGCGGCGUCGGGGGUGGCAGCAGCUGCUUGAUGCUACCGCCGGGGAUAGCCGUCGGCGGCGGCGGCUACGGCCUGGGUGCCGUCGGCGGCGGCGGCGGCGACACUAGCGGCUUGUUAGCAUAUAACGCGGCUUACAGUAGCAUCAGCGGCUUAGUGAUGACUGCAGAUGCAGGCGCGCCGGGGUCUAACACGCAGCUGCUGGUGCAGAUGGCGGCGCCGGGGACGUUUUGCUUCGGCAACGGCGGCGGCGCCGCCAACGGUCAGAACAGCAGCCAGUUGUUCCCUAGUUCCCGUCAGUUGGGGAUGUUCCCAGCGCCCAACGGCGGCGGCGGAGCUGGCGGCGGCGGCGAGAGCUUUGCAUAUACGGCUGGACAGACGACUGCGGCUAUGUGUGCUCAGGUGACACACACACAGCUUAUUACCAACAGCACCAUCAUCAACACCAGCACCAGUCGAGCGCUUUUGGAAACCCGCGGGGCGCAAUGGAACGACCCUGAGUUGAUUGGCGGAGCUGCAUCUGAUGAGGCUGCUGUGGUGCUUUACAGCUGA